AUGGGAGACGUGCUUGGAGACGGAACCGAAGGAAAUGUUUUCAUCCAGCUGUUUGGUGACAAAGGAAUGACUGAACAAAUACAACUGAGGCAAGCGGGAAAUUCCAAAAUACGCUUCGAGAAAGGAAGAACCUACAAGUUCACUGUUGAAACAGUCGAUAUUGGCAAGGUAAGGUUACUCUGAUUCUUGCCGUAGAUUAUAGUGUAGUUCUUCUCCGUUUAGAAUGUGGUUUGCCCUUUAGAAUUCUGUCGUAGAAUACAGUGAUGUGUAUUUUUUUUUGCCUGCAGCUUUGCUAGCAGGCUCUUCAUUCGGGAGAAUCGCAGCGUCACCCAACGUCAAUUUUCGGAAAAUAUCUGUUCGGAAGACGAUUUGAGAUCUAGAAUUUUCGGAACAUUUUUUGUAAAAUUUCUUGCUUGCCUACCUCUCGUAGGAUUUUCGAACAUCUAAAAAUUGUUAUAAUUGCCCAUUUUUAACGGAUUUUUACCCUAAAAAGCUCACCUAGGAUUUUCGGAAGCCUUUUUCCUGGCUGAAAUUUUCGAAAAGGUAAGUUUUGAUCCCUAUAAUUUUCGGAUCUCUAGACUUUCAGCUAGGAAAUCCGAACAGAUGAGAAAUUUUUAAGGGGAUAAAAAUAUGCCUAUAUCUACCGUUUAAAUACUAAAAUAGGUUUAACAACGCUAUGUUUAGGUGGUUUUGAACUAUCUUCUCGUUGGGUGCCCCUGGAAUCGGUCAACUCUCGGUCUUCCGCUGGAGAGCUAGGUGGAAGGCUGCAUCGAUGUUUGCUACACAUUGAACGUUCUGUCGAUGUGAUUUUUAUUAAAGUUAAUAAUCAGCAGUGCCGUUUGUCGGACGCGUGGUACAUGAAGAUUUAAUAACUGGCGUACUUUGCCUCUCGUCUCCUUGUAGCUCUGUGAUCAGAGUGCUGGACUGUUCAGUAGAGCCUUAUUCAAUCCCUCGGUUUUUUUCCAUUCUGUCACUUGGGUUCAUAUUAAUUUAUAUUGAGCGUCAAAAAACAAAAACCAAAGCAGUUACUCUGGCCAAUUGCAACACGUACAAACAAUCAAAUGAGCAUUAGGGACUUUAAGAUCCAACGACGCGGACGACAACGAGAACUUCAAAAAAACAAUUGGUUUAAUUAGCAAAAUAACAACUUCGCACGUGCAUCACACUUUUUUGUACAUUUCUUCCCCAUUUUUGCACGACAACGACGUGAAAAUGCCUAAUUUCGCGUUUUAUGGAGGACGUAAACAAGUAACGACGAAAUUUUAUUCUGUUUCUGAGCUUGAAUUUGGUCCCUUGAAUUCAUCUUCAGGAGGGUUCGCCUACAAUUGACAAAGUUAGUGGGCAGGAAUAAUCGCUAUAAAGACUGAAAGAACGCAAAUUCACUUAUUAAGCGACGUUCUUGUCGCCGUCGCGUCGUUGGAUCUUAAAGUCCCUAAUCACAGAUGACGCGGACGCCAAGCAUGGGGAAUCUCGUGAGUGAGUCUAUCAGGUCUAUUGAUUUUGGGUAAAAAAAAUUGGCGCGAGAUUUUUCAGCUUAAAGCUCAGCACACUCAAAGCUUAGCAGUGCAAUACCAAGGUACAGACUGUAGCUACGCUCAGUUGAAACCUCGAAAGGAGCAUCCCCUCAUGAAAGUUCAAACGACAACCAGUUCUCAUGUAUGUUCAUUACGACACGUCACUCGUUUUCCGUUUAUUUUAGAUUGAAAAGAUAAGCGUAAGUCACGACAGUCGUCACACCAACUCAGGCUGGUACUUAGAGGAAGUAACGGUAGAUGUACCGUCACGCGGUGACCACACUGUGUUCCCUUCGCACUGUUGGUUGGCUUCUGAGAGAGGUGACGGCAGAGUUGUACGGGACUUUACCUCAAGACCUUGUGAGUAUUAGUGUGAUAUCAUCAAAUGACGAUAAUCUAUUCUCAUUAACGUUACCUCAGUUGUUGUCGAACUGACGUCAAUCACUGAUAACAAAAAGUCUUUUUCUGAUGUGUCUUUUGGCUUAGAACGGUUUGCCAUUGUAGCUUACAAAAGAAAGUAUACAAUUGUCAUUUGUAUUCCCCGUAGUGUUGUUUCAAUUUCGUCAGGUCAUGUGUAAAGAAGCAUGAAUGUAACUCAUCAUCCCCACGCAUGGUACUUGUAAUUCUGUCAUUUCGUACCCAGUGUCGGUUGAUUAGCUUCGAGUUUGUAGUCGAUUAGCAACCAGAUAUAAAGCCUUUUGAGAAGUAUAUCGAUUAAAACAGGGUACCUCAACCGCGUAGGGGGAGUGGGGAGGGGCGCUCAAUGGAAGUUGGGUAGAGGUGUGCCGCCGAGGCCUUCAAACUCUGACCCUGCUCAAGACAAAAAUUGCUCAUUUCGAUAUCCUGUUUAAAAGCUUAUUUCAUUACCCUGAUACCUUUCGUUUCGCGUACAAAUUUCAGCAAUUUUUUGGGCUACCGUCAUUUAGUGUGUUUUUUUAGAAAAAAAAAUUCUUGGUACUACACAUGUACACCGCUCAUCGCCAACGUUGACACUCUUUUGAAAGCUUUCGGUCCAAAAAGACACCCUGUUGAAGACGCUUAAUAGUAAAAUUGUAUUCCAUGUUUAAGAUCCAGGACCCUGAAAACCAUACCCUGUUCAGCGUCACAUACCCGUUUAGGCCAACUCUUGUUUAGGCCAAGUAAUGGAGUGCCCCCAAGGGGAAGGAACAACUAACUGUAUUUGGUGGCGUUGUUGGAAGUGGUAGUUUUAUAUCUUUUGCAAUCGGCUCCUGGUGUAGGUCUCUACCACUUGGCCAUCAAGACAGGAGACGAAAGAAGCGCUGGUACAGAUGCAAACGUUUGGGUUCAAGUCUACGGUGAUAAAGGCGACACGGGACACGUGCAGCUCAAGAAAUCAGGAAUGAUGGAGAACUUGUUUGAACGUGGUCAGACUGAUUAUUUCACUUUAGAAGCUGGUGAUGUUGGAAAGGUCAGUUUUGAUAUCUUAAGCCUUCAUCAGUUUGUUUUGUUUGAUAAGCGCUGUGCAACUGCGAAAAACUAAAUUAAUUAUCAGUAAGCGAAAGAAAGGAGAGAGACGUUAUGUGAGCGGCGUCAGGCAAGGGAGAAUUUCCUUGCGAAAUUGCUGAAGAAUUAAGUCACAUGAUAUGAAAAUGAUAGUCUUUACAGAAGUAUAAGUCUGUUUGAUUUACACACUUGAAACGCGACCAUUGGUGACGGGGACUUAGAAGGCCAGGGGAUGAGAAAGUUAAAAUGGGCCUCAAGAUACACCGUUUUUGUCUACGGGCACGGACAGGCGAACAUGUUUGUCACGGUUAAUAUGAAAGGGAACCAUGAUUUCCUAAUUGUGAUAGGGUAUCAUCGGUAAGAUACAAUCGGCGACAAAAUUGUUGAUACAUAACAUAAGAAUCCACUCCCCUCCCCUGUCCCCUCCAUUCAAAGUUGGGGUAUUUGUUGUUUUCUAAAGGUUGCUCGAGCAUUGGCACAACAUUGCAUGGAGGGGAUGGGGGAGGAAAAGCUAUAUUUUCCUCUUUUGAAGUCAGGAAAACGUCAAAAAGCCCCUUUAGGGCGAAGUGUCUCAACUCAUUUUGUCGCCAAUUGUAGCCUAAACAAACCAACUACGCGACAGACAAGCCGCGCGAACGAUUUUGUAACCGCUUAAAGCCAUGCAAACGAGAAACCUCUCCUCGCAAGGUAGGUAAGAGGCAACCUCCCCGUAUUAAUCACAGCUACGGGUACGGGUAAUCUAGCUGUACCCGUAUACAAAAAUGGUGUAUUUUAGGUCCAACAACAGAAUGAGCAACGACCAAAAUAUUUAUGUUUCCUUAAUGCAAUUCUACUUUUUGACAGAAGUGCACGGGGCAUUAGGUAGCUCGUGCCAAUCUUGACAGGUCGUUCAAUUCACGUGUAAAGAAUGGUAUAAUUAUUUUAUGUACUUUAUUGCGAAGCUGCAAAUUACACGUCCGCGCGUUCUCAAUUCGUGAAACUGAAUUAUUUUGCAGAUUGAGAAGCUUCGGGUUGGCCAUGAUGGGCGUGGUCCUGCUGCCGACUGGUAUGUUGAGGAAGUGAUACUAAACAGCGCUGUCCGUGGAGAGCAUCUCAUCUUUCCGUGUCAUGCGUGGGUAGCGGAGGAACAUGGCGCGGGAUCUGCAGACAAAGAACUUUAUCCCAAACAGCCAGGUAAGAACGUUACUGAUGUACAAAGUCAAAUAAUCAGUUGGCGAGUGCACCAGAUGUGUAGAUUGCCAGCAGUCUCUUAUUUUUCUUUGCAAAAUUACUCCACGCGUAACCCAUGUUGUAACGUCGUUGUCAGCAAUCGCGCUGGCGGAGAUGAGAACUUGAUGGAUUUUAAGAGAGAAGGCGGACUGCAAACAGUCUACGUUACAUGAAAAGCCAUAUAAGAAGCAGCCUACCUGUAGCUGAAAAUUGAUCUGAAAACCACAACACCCAACCUUAAACAUAACCAAUACACCUUGCAGUCUAGCUGGAUGUAUGUAUAGAGCGUUUCCACUCUCGUUGCCAGCGGCUAUGCAAAUGUAUUGGAACAAAAGAAAGCGUCUACCUAAGAAAAGGGUUCAACUCCUACAGGAUUUGUUUGGAAUACCAACAUGGCCGCCGUUUCAUUGUUUUGGAACACGAAUAUGGUCGAACACGGGAAUGGAAAUAGAGGCUACCACCUUCUUUUCCUCAUAAAAACACUUCAGACAUUUUCAGUGAAUCGCAAAAUCACGUAAAGCAAUAUUUAAUGGGAGGACGUGAAUGAUGUCUAUACUCCAGUUUAAUUAUAUAUUUAUCUCUCCACCAUUUUCCCUUUUUUUUUUUGCAGUUUCUGAUUACAAUGUGAGAGUAAAGACAGGAAAUGUAAAGAACGCAGGAACAGAUUCAAAUAUUUAUCUUCAAAUAUUCGGCGAUAAAGGCGACACUGGUGUCAUUGAAUUAAAACAGAUUUGUGACACCAAAGACAGGUUUCAGCGUGGAGCAAAUACCAAGAUUAUCUUGCAAACUGUGGAUGUAGGAAAUGUAAGUUAUUGUUGUCUCUAGUGAAUUGCACGUCUUGUUAUUACUUGGGAGUUGAAGAUACGGAAACUACGAACUGAAGACGACAGGCCACUGUUGGGGACGCCGUUUGUAAAAAUAUAUUCUUAUUUGUCUCCAUUGUUGGUGGUUCCGUUCUCAUCCUUCCAUACUAACUAAUAACCUUCGACUUCGUGUUUUUAUAAGCGUGUUAAAUUGGAGGAAACUACAUAUUGUGUCUCAUUCCAGUCUCAAAGAGCCUCCCAUCUGUAGUCGUCAGAUCGUAUCCUAAGAUGUUUACUCGACUAAAAUAUGUUGGAGAGUCACGCCAUCGAUUUUGUCGUAUUAACUUGAAAGAAAAACGUCUUAUAUACACCAUUAGAUUGUAGUCGUCCAUCCGGCCUCGUCAGGCAUUUGACCGUGAACGGAUAUCCACUCUGAAUUUCAGUAGGUGGACGUUAUGUUCGUAUGUCGGGUUCCAUUGUACAAGUCUAUUGGUAUAGUUUAAUUUUCACCUCUUAAAAGGUCUGCUUUCUGGAGUUUUGCCUUUGUCAUUGUCUUACUAAAUAUUGCGUUGCUUUCGCUCCCUGAUGUAGCUGGAGAAGGUUCGUAUUGGUCAUGACGGAAGAGGCCUGGGAACAGGAUGGUACCUCGAGGAGAUCGUGAUCAUCAUACAUGACGAGUGCUGGAUUUUCCCUUGUAACCGCUGGCUGGCUGAUUAUGAAGACGAUGGAAAAACAGAGAGGGAUCUGUAUGCAGGUUAGCUUUAUUGUGUGUGAACGCGCAAACAGGAUGACAAGAACACAGAGAGUUGUGUAGUCUGGUGUUCUGAUGGCUUUCUGCAUAGCCUAUUCCAUCCAGGCGUUCAGAUAGUAGAGCGCGGGGGUAAGUGGGGAGCGAGUUAAGUUGUACACCGGGAAAAGGGGGGGGGGGGGCGAGGGCGAGGGCGAGAGCGAGAGAACUUCUCUCCCCCUUUCCCCCUCUAGUCUCCCCUCGUUUUUUUUUUCUUCGUGGAUUUUUCUCCCGCUCUCUACUAUCCGAACGCCUGGAACAGGCUUUUUUCUCCAGUAUCAAACGUCCACGCUAAAAGGAUUUACACUUGUUGUAACUGGAACAAAUUGUUAUUGUUCAUAGAGAGGAAGACUUAUGCACACGAGCCUGACUUACAAGACUUGAUAGAAUACUUACAGACUGAUGAUACCACACUGAUCGUAAAUGCCGCUAACUACCUGCAGCAUCUCUCGUACAGUGAUGAGCAAGUCAAGGUUAAAGUACGGUAAGUUCGUCAGGCAACAAAAUUUUCCAUUGUAAAAUUCACAAAAGACAAAUUGUAGCCGCAACGUUCGGCUGACAGCUUGUAAUUGGCUAAGAGACUUCUUGCAGCCCCGAGGGUUGUCCUGCGCGUGAGUUUAGUCGGCCCUGGGAAGAUAUUUUACUCGGAGAGUGUACUAGUUCAGCAAUGCCAGGCGAUUACAAGUGCUGCUUAGUUGAAAGUUUUAUUCAAUUAUCACCACUGAGAGUUUCAGUUGUGUUGUAAGUUUCCUUUGGAAGCAUUUCAGGUUACCUAGCCUUAUGAACUGCAGGGUUAGGCGCAAUCGGGCGCAGGUUAAACGAUACGCGCGCCAGAGGAGGAUGACACGCGCCUUCUCCUCUCUCGCGGGCUGUUCUUGUUUGCGCCCUAAAUUUUUCAUGGGCCUUCUACGGAUGCUAUGGCAGUAACAAUUUCCCUUGUUUAUGUUAUAGUUUUUUGUUUUAUUACAGUGAGCUUGGUGGCAUCCCAGUUUUAGUACGUCUCCUUGACCACGAAUUAGAAGAAAUUCAUCGAUCUGCCGCGGCUUGUUUAUUAAAUUUAUCCUACAGUAAAUCAAGAGACGAAAACAAGGUAAUUAUCCUCUUUUCAACGUCGUGUUGAUUGAAUGUUAGAGCUUCAAAAGCGGCUCUGUUUAUUAAAGUACCGUAUUUUCUUUGUUAACUUUCUCACUUAGCAAGAUGCCCUUAACAGGAGUGAAAAACAUAAAUACACACGGUUUAACCGGCACGAGAUCCAUGGCAGACUAGGUCGUUUUCUAGGCACCAUGUGACAUUUGCGUAGUCGUUUUUUUUUCUUUUAUUUUCAACAUGAGACCAGCCAUUUCCGAAAGGGAUUAGUUUUGUAGGAAACUCAGCGUCGAUGGGAAAGCUAAACUUAAAACUAGGGGAAACUUUUCGAAAGUCCCUUCUACUUUAGGAUACAGUGCAACUUUAUAAUAAUUAUAAGAAAAUCCAUAAUUCUUUUAUUAAUCCAUAACUGCAAUUACUGCAAUACAUAUAAGCGUGCUUGUCUUUGAUUACUUGGCUUUUAAUCCAAACAUUGGAGAAAUUGUUUUCUCACGUUAUCGAAACUUUGAUUAAACGACCCCCUGGUUUUAGUCUGCGGAAAGUCUCUCUCUGUCGUCAAAUUUAGUGAGGGAAUUGCGAGGUCUCCAGCCUUCAGUCACACGCCUGGUCAUUUUCGUGCCUCCCGCAUUUCGCUCAACGGAAUAACAAAAAAAAGAUACGCUGCUCGUCCUCUACAUGGUUCUAUCAAGUGGGCAAUGUAAAUAGAUUCAAAAGGUUCGUAUUGAGCCUUGUAUUCUCACAACUCUUUAUCUGUGUGUGUUCUCCUUCAGCUGGCUAUUGCUCAUUGUUACGGCAUUGAAGCUUUAAUUCGAUUGUUAAAAAGAACAAGAAAAGACGAGGUAAGCAGUUAAACUGACCAUCCUGUGUAGUUUAAUUUCUCUUGCGUGUGCCAUCAAUGAAGUUAGUGAUAGCAGGGUUGUCACUAAGAUUUCAAGUUGCAGGGAGAAUUCAACAAGUAGGGGGGGAGAUCAAACAGGGAGGGAUUUCUUUUGGUUCUAUUUUUGUUCUAUUUUCCUAUGACAGUAGCCGGGGGAAAUCCCCGGCCCCCGCCUCUUAAUGACAGCCCUGUAACAGGCAAGUGUAUAUUUCCUCUGUUGAGAGGAGAAGAGAGAUGUUCAUUUAGGGAUUUGAGAGCGACCGUCAGGAAAAAUGGAGCAAAAUCUUGAUUUCGUGGCAGGAGUUAAAAAAUCGGCUUCUUUCAUUUCUUGUCCAUGGAUAUCUUUUAGGUAGAUAAGAAACCUGUUAUAGAUUGUUUCCACCAAAAGCCGUUUAUUUGUGCGGAAAAUUGUCGAGUCCAAAUUUCUCCGCGCAGUUUUUUCUGCGAACGCAAGGAGGGUUGAUGUUAGCAAAUUUAGGGUUGAAAGUUAGGCCAUUUUGAGACUCCGACCACGGAAAAUGUUAUUUUGUACUUUUCUCGAAAAUAAAAGGCUUUUUUACUAGAACAAUUUACAUCAGAUAACUUAUCCCCCAUCUGCCAUGUAAGAAAUGGAUUUUUCAACUCCUGCCACCCAACGUCAUCAUUGUCAUUCGUCCCCCCUGGCUGAGGUGCGAAUUCCUCGCAGAACCGCCGCCCGUGCUCAUUUUGUAGUCAUAAACAAAGGUGCUGGACAGUUCUGUCUGAGCUCUGAUACGAGGAAGCGUCCAAUCUCAAUACUUUUUUCCUGAGUUGGAAGCAACGAACAGCAGUAAAAGUCUUUGAAAAUGUAUUGCAAUACAUCAAAAUGUAUGCAGCAGGAGUUUGAGCCAAAACUGUCAAGGGAUAUUUUAAAAAUGUCGAAGAACAAGUCAUUCUACUUCAGAGCAAGGUUGGAGCAAUUUAUAGUGCUUCUAAAACUAAAAAGUACUUUUUAAAGAAUAACACGAUAGGCAAUCGGCUCUUGUUUUAAGAAUUAGCAAACGUUGAAUUUACUUGUCCCGAAAAUUCAAACUAGUGGCUCCUUCUUCCUGAUGGUAAUUUAUUUUCGAAAUUCCAAAACAAUUUCACAGCUGAAUUUUGAGCGACUUUUAGUUACGGACUUUUGCUCCAACGAUUUUUCUGAAAUUCCUCUGGCAUAUUUAUUAUAUCAAUUAAAGCCGAUACCAGAAAUUUCAGUAAAAAAUAUCAGCAAAAUUUUUUACUAGACGCGAUUUUCUUUGGACAGUAGGGUCCUCUUAAGCGCUAAUUUCUCAAGAAAUAUUUACCAUCAAUGAAAUCGGAAUAUUUCGUAUUAUUGCCGAAUGAUAUCUGUUAUUGUUUGCAAAGUUUCGCAGCCAUCGCGUCAAAAACCAAAAAGUUAUGACGGAAAAUUUGUCACAGCUAAAUGCUCUUGUAUUAAUUACGGAGCCACCUUAACACGAAAGCUCUUCUUGACAGCUGGCUCUUUCACCUCUAUGGCUUAAUAACAACUUUGCUGCAGUUGCAUAUAUAAAUAAUUAUCCAGUUGCUCUAGAUUGUGAUUUGUUACAUAGCUGCAAAUUUUGAAGCUGGAAAUUCAUUAAACCUCGGUAUAUUGUAACGGCGGUCUUCGGUCAAGGUAACAGUGAACAGAGCCUCUGACGUCAUGGAUUUUGCAACGUUGCCCGCUCAGAGAUUUCAUUGUUUCAAACAGUUUCCUUGUUAGAUGUCAUGUGAUUAAGAAGUAACCGAUGAGAGCGUGCGUUAUUGGGAAAAAAUUUCCUGCUAUAUAACAACACUGCUUAUAAGGGUACAAAAAGGGCGUGAGAUUAAAGGUAAUGACCACUAAGAAAUAAAGGUCGCGAUUGUAAAACACAUCCACCUUUUCUGUUCGCUUGGAAAUGGUUGGAGAGUAGUGUAGAAAAUAUGCAUGCUAGACGGGUAUCACCUUUUAAUGAUCAAAGGUCGUUCACAGAAUUUUUAAAUUUGUUCCAGGUGAAAGAAGUACUGUUAGGAGUUUUAUGGAACCUUUCAUCGUGUGAAGUAAGUUUUUAUAAGUUGUAAUUGUAGCACCUCCUACGCUUUGCAGACGCCAAAUAUAUCUUUUCAGUAUUGUCGAGGAAAAAAUAUUUAAAUAGAGUUUAACUGAUAGGCAACCACUUGGUGUGUUAAAAAUAUGAAUAUGUCUAUUGUUGGAGGUGACUCACUGAUGAGCGUCCAAGGUAAAGAUAGUAAAGUUAGUCAAUAAUCUCCCUCUUUGUUUUUUACGGUGAUAGUGUGUGCUCUUUUCUCGCGGCAUAAACUGUUAAUACCACGCGUGUUAAGCUUUUUUUUACUUUCCUCCAACAGGAUCUGAAGCUUCGUAUCAUCGAAAUAUGUCUGAUUGUCCUAGUAACUAUAGUAAUUAUACCGUAUUCUGGUUGGACCAAAACCGCUGCCCAGAGUAACGCGCCGAUCCCGUCAAUUAAAUGGUCGACCGUCUUCCGUAAUGCCAGCGGUGUUCUUAGAAAUGUGUCCUCAGCGGGGCCUGAGGCAAGACGAGUUAUGAGGGACUGUUAUGGACUGGUGGACUCCUUUGUGUGGAUCAUUAAGGCGCCUAUUGGAAAAACUGAUAUUGAUAAUAAGGUAACGAAACAGGAAGGAAAUAUUGUUCCCUAGUACGCUAAUACGCUAGGUGACGCUCAGUCACUUGAGCACAUUAUCACCGAAUUGACUGGAAAUCAGUAUCAAAGUAACUGCUGCUAAAAACAACAACAAAAAUAACGAACUCGGUUGGGUAAAACGGAAGAAGAUUCAAACGGGUGGCAUUCCGGUAAACUUGAAAACGUUUGCGAAAGUGUGACGUUUGUCAGUUUACCGAUUUAUUCGAUUGUAAAAUUUAGGGCUCGCCUUCAUAUAACGUCACGGCGGCCAUAUUGGUGUACAAAACAAUUAAACAGCGGCCAUGUUGGUCUACAGAAAAAAUCAUGUGGGGAUUGAACUCUUUUCGAAUGUAAAAACUUUCUUUUGUUCCAAGAAAUGUGCAUAGCUGCAGCUUGCUGGUCACGUGACUGAAAACGCUCUAUUAACAAAAAAGACAAAAGAUUUAGCUAAAAUAAACUGAUCAGGUCCGCUAACUCUCUCCUAUGGUGUGAUUAUUGAAAUUAAACCUAUUCGGCAGUACUUUCACAUGGUAAAUUUUUGUUCCGCGUAGUUUACAAAAUGAAAUGAGGGAAAGUUUUACUUCGGUCACUAUUAUCAGUGGAGAGUCAAGGUGACUUAUCUUUAUUGCUUUUUCAGUCUGUAGAGAAUUCCGUCUGUAUUCUUCGCAAUUUGUCAUAUCGUCUGGAAAACGAAGUUGACAGAGAAAAAUAUAAGGACGCUCCCAUGAUUGAACCAAGCCGCAAGGAACCCGAGAAACACGAUCCGGGUUGCAUGGCAGGCUGCGGAGGUGCAUCAAAGAAGAAAAAGAAGGGAACAAUCAAAGAAUCGGAACAGCCUCAAAUUAGAAGAGACCCGGUCGAAGGAGUCGAGUUACUAUGGCAACCCGAGAUUGUCAAAUCAUAUUUAUCUAUAAUGGCAGAAUCGUCAAAUCCUGAAACGUUAGAAGGCUCGACUGGCGCUGUACACAAUUUAACGGCUUGUGGAUGGCGGGUAAGACAAAUUUUACUUGAUGGAAGUUCCUCCCUCUCUUCGUCUUUGUUCUCUGUCUCUGUCUCUGUCUCUCUCUUCUGUUUGGGCCGUAACGUAACGGUUUCCCUGGAAUAGGCUUGUUGCAUCAUGACGACCAAAAUAAUGCUCGUGUUGAAGACUAUGUAACUUCCUCUUUCCGAACCAUUGCAUCUGUGAAAAGGAAGAAGGUAAAAAGGCAGCGGGUGUUUCACGCCAAAUACUAAGCUUUUUUUGCUCAGAAACGGCCCACUUAGGUUAAAGAGCUACCCUCGGGUUUAAGACAUUAUGAACAGUACUUCAAGUUCAAGGUCGUUCUACUCUUUAUAAGAACAAUGUUGUAUCAGCCCGCACCGCUCGAGAUGAUAAUAGUGUACGAACUAACAGGAUAUCUGGUGGAGGAUGGAGGUGUGGAGAGUUGACGAGUAACCGCGAACAGACGGGAAGGGACGAAGGGCUAUAAAAAAAGAAGCGAGCGGGGAAACCCGACAGCUCGUAACUUGAAAGCGAACCCCAAACACGACAGCUUACUAGCCUUCUAUUGCAAGUGCUUAUAGCAACACUACCCCACUCGUUUGUAACUGUAAAGAGUGUUUUGACAUUUUUCCCGCUUUCCUGAUACUCUGAUGCAAUCGAAACGCGUUGAUUUGCUUAUGUUUUCGUUUGCAGUGGUCCAUGGUGGCGCGUUCCGCUGUCCGGAAAGAGAAAGGUCUUCCCAUUUUAGUGGAACUUUUACGAAUGAACUUCGAUCCUGUAGUAAGGGCUGUUGCGACUGCUCUUAGAAAUCUUGCAAUUGAUCCAAGGAACAAGGACCUAAUAGGUUUGUAUGAGCAUCUGCUGCAACAUGUAUUAAGGCUAAUGUUACGAAGUGGUCCCAUGUCCUGUCUGCGGUCUGCCAAGGGAUGUAGGCCUUAUCCGUUAGAUAUUUUAAGCAGCGGCUGACUCCAGGAGACUUUCGUCUUCCAAGGCCGCGGGAGAAUGUCAAACAUGAAACAUUCCUUAUAAAUGAAGCUUCUACGGAGCUGUGUCUCGAAAUUUAUUUUAAAAAAUAACUAACAGUUGGAACUGCCACCAAAAUUGAGUGAAACAAAAAAAUAACCCCCUCAAAACAUGGAAAGAAGGUAUAAAUAACGCAGCAAAUACAAAAGGAGGUACGGAUGGACAAACUUGAAGAAGAUAAAAACGGAUUGCAAUUGUGGGUUUUUGAAAACUUGUCAGCCUAACAGUUUUUAAGGGUUCAUUUUUGUUGUCUGUAACGUUUGAUAUGAUGCUUGGGAUGUACAUUUGUCGGACAAGAAGCUGUGCAAUGUUUUCCUUAUUUACAAGUACUUUCUUUGUUAACGUCAAGUUCCAUAGUGUACAAGGCAGCGUAAUUGGCAAUAUUGAUAAAAUGACCCAGACAGUCGCGACACAGCCCCUUAAAAACCCAAGUACUUACACUUGCAAACAGUACAUGUUUUUAGUAUUUUUUCACGUUUCCACUUUUGGUGCCUGUAGGUAAAUACGCUACAAAGGAUCUUAUUCACCGUCUCCCUGAUCCUGAAGCACCCAAUGACAGAGUUGAAGAGAACACAGUCGGCGCAAUACUAUGUGCUGUUCAUCAGGUGGUCAACAAGAGCAUCCCAAAUUCAAAGUAAGACACCUACAAACAGCCUGCUUUUAUAAUGCUGUGGAAAAACGCGAAAAAAAAAAACAACAACAACAAAACAACUACUGCUACUACAAACAACCAACAUUGAAAUGGGCGCGGUACCUAGCCCACAAGAAAAGGAGAGAAACUUUUGAAAGUUGAGAUUUACUCAGGAUAUACCAUAAAUUUGUAGAUGUUUAAGUAAGAAAUUUUUGAGUGUCUAAACGGAGUUCUUUAUACUUUCGGUUGCCUGGUAGGGAACUAGGCAAAAUGCAUUGUUAUUUGGUUAAAGUAAGUGUGUAAACCGGAACUUAUAUUGAAGGAAGUCCAUGGUGUUUUAGACGUAUUCUGUCCCGCGUCUGUACAAAAUAAGAUAGGGCACAAAGUCAAGGAAACGCGCCGGCAACCAGACCUAUCGGCCAUUUUGACGGGGUCGACUUGCACUAUGGGAUUGUUUUUGGGCCAGCUUGUGCGCAACUUCGUAAUAGCCAAUGAAAACAGUGCUAAUGUUGUCCCAAAACAGUCCCAUAAUGCAGUUUGACGCAACUUCAAAAUGGCCUAUCUUAUAGCAGUACCACCGCGCAGACUGAGUGCCAGCGUGCAGUGUCUGUUGUAUUGAUAUAAUUCUGUUUUUACUUCUCUUCAGACACGUGCGCAGUGUUGGAGGACUAAAGAAGAUUGUGGCGAUAGCGAAGUCGAGGGACAGAUACUCGCCAAAGAUAGUCAAAACAGCUAACCAGGUAUGUUUAUCACCAGUUAUCGAUAAUAACAACGAAUAUGACGAGAAAGUUAUCUUUUGAUGAUACCGAUUACUAUGCGACUAUCCUUGGCUUAAGGAACACAAAGUCAAAAACAGGAGGUAGCAGGCCGCAAUUUCCUUGACACUGAUAUAGAAAGAAGCCUCAACCUGCAUUUCCUACUGUAACGAUGCAAAAGGAUUUUCUUAACUCCUAGAGUGUGAAGAGGAUAUGCUAACGUUUCCUUCGAAAAGAAAUCGGCUGAAAAUAAAUAAGAGACCAGCGGUUUCCGUGAAAAAAUUGAUGCAGGUGGAAUACUAUUUUUCGCGGUCGACUCACAGACCUAUUUUCACUCGUUAUUUUGUUUGUUUGUGUGUGUGUGUGUGUGUGUGUGUGUGUGUGUGUGUGUUUUUUUUUGCUUUUUUUAAACGCUUUUUUCCUUAUAAUCAAAAAGUUUUAAGUGGUCAGGUUUUUUGGUUUAUUCGUCUCCAAUUUUUUUCUUCUUCUUGCAGGUUUUAAUAACAAUUUGGAAUCUAGUGCCUCUUCGAAGUUCUCUGAAAAACGAGGGCUGGGAAUUUACGAAAGAAAUAGGCGAUGAGUUUGGUCACGUGCCCCCAACGCCACGCCCUUUUGAGGACAUAACAAUGCCACGAGGAAGACAACCGCCGCCCGGGUCUUUAAAGAGAGAACCUCGUCCGAUAAGAGCCGAGGAGACAUCCAUUCCUCAACCUCAAUUCUACGAGCCCGAAAAAAGCGGUCCACCACCAAGUACUUCCACCAAAGGCGACGGUUACGAAGGGGACGACGAAAUACGCCGACGAAGGGCGCCGAGAGAGGUCCGAGAUGAAAUAGAAAUGGAGGAUAUCGGCGGUUAUCGGGAACUCGAUAAUAAUCCGGAUCCGGAGCGUACCGGUGGUGCCCAGGCUUUACCUCCGGCCUACGAUAGUAGACAGCCGCGUGAAGAACCACUGUACGCCCAAGUUGAUAAAAGCAAAAAGAAAAUGUAUAAAUUGCAAGGAACUGAAGGACAACAAAGCGAUUCUUGGGUGUAA
Molecule: messenger RNA, 14804 nt
Organism: Porites evermanni
Lineage: Eukaryota; Metazoa; Cnidaria; Anthozoa; Scleractinia; Poritidae
Source: the annotation of a GenBank genome assembly